This is a messenger RNA of Rubroshorea leprosula, 1211 nucleotides long. NCBI's taxonomy places the organism in Eukaryota, Viridiplantae, Streptophyta, Magnoliopsida, Malvales, Dipterocarpaceae. The record is from the annotation of a GenBank genome assembly.
CUGCAUCCGGCCGAAGCCCCCAGCUACCGCCACCCAUUUCCGGCUGAAAAACCGAAUUUUCAGAUCUGCUCUGCUCCUCCUUCUCACCGCCGGCUGCUCCUGCUUUGUGGGGGCGAAUUGCUCUGAUUUUUCGCCGUGAGUUUCUCCCUAAAUUGCCGUCGGCUUUUCCCCCCCUGCUAGGUCCGGUUUGCAGCUGGAAAAUUCGGGAAGCGAAACCGAGGACGGGGAAACCACAGGAAGUGACGAGUUAGAAGGCUAGCCAUUUCAAGAUUGAUAUAGAUUUUAGAAAUAAAUUAUGCUUUUGUAAGAUAGAUUUUACCUUGAAUUUAUGAGAUCAAAACAGAUUUUAUGAGAGUAGAUUUUUGUGAUAUGAUUUAAUCAAUUCAAGUAAUUUCCACAUAAUUUAAACAACAAAACACAUUUAAAGAGUUGCCAAAUUCAUCCCCUAUCCCAGCAGAUUUUCAGACAAGACAGGGCAACUAAAUGGACAACAAUUAAUUGAUAAAUUCAGACUUGAGACGGCUGUCCAUACCAGAAUUUCCCAGCAGAACCGGAGCUGCAAGCUAAGGGAAGGCCGGCGGCAAUUUGGGGAGAAAUUCGGGAUCGAUCCCAAAAUUGGAGAAACCAAGAGAAAUCAGUGUUAACCCAAGCCAAUUCAAAGAAGAACAGAGGGAUUGGUGGCUGUUCCUUACCCAAAAAUUAGAGAAAUUCGCACCCACAAUCAAGAGUAGCCGGCGGUGAAGACAGAGCAGAGCAGAUCUGGAAUUUCCUGCAGGGGGAGAAGGUUUCUAAACUCCUAAAUGUUGUUCUUGAACAAGAAAAGAAGGGAAAAUCUCGAGCUUUCUCACCGAUUUUCAGAGGGAGGUGCGUCGGGGGCCUGGGUCUUGUUGCUCGGUGCAGGGGAGGAAAAAGAAGGUUAAAUGCUAAAUUUGGUCCUUCAACUUUAGUGAGUUGCACAUUUUUAUCCCUCAACAAUUUUUUGCACUUUUUUGAUCCCUCAACUCUAAGAAAUGCACUCCAUUAGUCCUUCUGUCAAUUUAAACCGUUAACUACGACACGUUGCAUUUUUUAUAAUUUUUUUAAUGACAUGGUAAAAACAAUUUAAAAAAGUGUUGAUUUGGAAUUUUUUUUUUAAUGCCCCCUCAUCCAACUCAUCGCCAACUCAUAAACCCGAUUCUACCUUAAUAAAAAAAUAAAAAAUUACAAAUUUA